Sparassis crispa is the source of this 1572-nucleotide messenger RNA. RefSeq lists its product with no specific name. Lineage: Eukaryota; Fungi; Basidiomycota; Agaricomycetes; Polyporales; Sparassidaceae. The transcript has 6 exons. Bases 1 to 1572 code for a protein of 523 amino acids. The record is from RefSeq and is a predicted model, not a curated record.
AUGCACUUCCCAGUUUACGCUACCUGCAUAACCGUGAAGCUAUUGGGAAAGACAUCACCGUUUCCGGAAUAUGUCCUGAUGCAGAUGUCACAUUCUACCACGAUCCCUGGCCAAUGUAUGAACGACCUCCAAGUUCACUUGACAUUUGACUACCAUCCGCCAUCGCGCCGCGAGCGCAUCGCCACUUCAGGGCGGCACGCAGGUCGUCUCGCUAAAUCGCAGGACAUGUCACAGUUCCGCGUCUCUCCUUGGAUAACAUACGAUCCCUCUCCCGACGCUCGCAACGAACCUUUGGUCCGCAGUAAUAUCCACUUCUCCAGCAUGAACGAAGACGUCGACAUGGACGCUCCCCAGAUCUCCACUCUGCGGGAGGAAGAAACGCCAGAGCCGCAGCCGAGCCCGUCUCGUACUUCUAAAUUCAGGGUUAAACUACUGGUCAAUGAGGGAAAACGCUGUUCAUUACCAAGUACCAGUACGCGGAAACAAGCUCAGGCAGGGAGCGAGGAUGACGAGGAGGAUGAAGAUGAAGAGGACCAGCUCAUUGACGACGAUGAAGAUGACACACAGGCUGCGCCGCUCGCCCCUCCUGCACAACCUGUCGCUAGCACACGAGGUCUGCCUGCGAAGCGUGGAUUAGGCAGGGGGAGGGGUGGAGGGAGGAAGAGAGGCGGGCGAGCUGAGGGAGCCUCAAAACUGGUGGCACAACCAUCAUUUGGGGAUACAUUGGAUAUGACUCUUGCUGGCAGCAGUACAGCGCCUGGAGUUGCUGCAGCGAAGAAGAAAGCCGCACCUGCUAAAGGUGCAAUGGCGCAACGAGCCAUCCGCAAAAGGCCCUCCAAAUUGGCGAAAGCACCCGUAGCUCCUCCUCAACGAGAUGAUGCGGAGAGCAUCGGCGAAGCCCAGUAUCCGGGAACGGCAGCUUCGUCACCUAUGCCUUAUGACGAGCAUACCCCGGAGAUUGACAUCUCAGCUGUGCCUAUAAUAUCGGCACCACCAUUCGAAGAUAGCAGUCUCGAAGGCGUGCCUUUACCCAUGUACCCUCUUCCAUCUAAACCGUUCCCAGUCCAACCACCGCAAAAAAUAGGCACAGGAUUUGCCCCCGUUAUACCUCUCGACAGGAGCAGAAAGUCUGUCCGAGGCUGGCGGCAGGUAAAUCGAGAGGUGCGGGGCAUCGCCGGAGGUCGGUGGUUUAGUCGAACCUGGGUUGGAGAGAAGGAAUCCGAAUUUGCAUCGGCUACCUCAGCAGCAGUUGCCGCGUCUGCAGCAGCUGCUGCAGAGCGUGAAGCUGCACUUGGCUUACUUGCAGGUGCUGGAGGAGUAGCUCUGCCGAAACUUCCAGCAAUUGCCAUAGCGGGCACGACCGGAAAACACUCUGGGAGGGGAAGGGCUGCCAAGCUGGAUGCUGCAUCAUCUACAGCAUCUGCUUCUCGGGCAGGGUCUGCGAAUCCAGACGGCAUUCCUCAGGCUGCAGCUGCUCAUCAUAUACCGAAGAAGCGGAAGUCUACGUCGCUGGCUACGCUCAACGCGGAGGCUAUUGUACCACACGUCCCAGAAUCAGAAACUGUCUUAUGA